AUGGAACACUUACCCGACGUCCAGAAGCUGCUGUACUUGAAGUCGAGUUUGACCGGAGAGGCUGCAGACGUCAUCCAAAACACUCCGAUAACUGAAUCUGGUUACCGAGGGGCAUGGGAGGAUCUGGAAUUGCGCUACGGGAAUCCACGCCUACUGUCCUUUGCCCAUCAUCGCGCACUGCUAACCUGCCCGCCAGCCCAGAAACAGUCGAUGGCUGAACUUAAGCGCCUCCUGGACACCUUCCGUCAGGCGAUCCGGGCCUAUGGAGCCUUGCGGAAGCCGGUCGCAUCCUGGGACGAAUGGUUCGUCUAUCUCCUGACGCAGAAACUCGACAAGGAUACGCACUUGGCUUGGGAAACUUCGUUGGCGAACAGCAAGGAAAUCCCAGCCUUUCAUCAGCUCGCCGCUUUUCUCGAGAACCAGAUCCAGGCCCUGGACGCUGCCCAGCUCGGCGAUCCGGUUCUCCACCCUGCGGGAUCGAAGAGCGUAAAGGACGCCAAGCCUAAAAUAAAGGAAGAGGCGAUAAAAAAGAGGAACACUACGACGGUACUGACCGCAGCCGUUAAAUCUACGCAACCUAGGAAGUGCCCCUCUUGCUCGGGCAAUCAUUCCCUGGGCUACUGCUAUAAGUUCAAGGCAUUGGCCCCCUUGAAGCGCAAGGAGAAGGCGCAGAGUCUCAAGGCAUGCUUCAAUUGCCUAAUGGUGGGUCAUGAUUCGAGUAAGUGCCCCUCUAAACAAUCUUGCUUAGCUUGCAGUGGACGUCAUCACACUCUGCUUCACGACGCGCUCAAGACAACGUCGUCAUCCAGCAAACACGGCUCUAUGGAGGCGAUGCCGACGGGAUCUUCAUCUUCGCUUCCGGAAGAACCCUGCUCAGCGACUUCGCUCUCCUUGACGGCCGGACCACGCUCAGCCGCUCUAUUAGCAACAGCCAAGGUGAAAUUGGAGGCACCAUCAGGCGAAGCCCUUGAAGUCCGAGCGCUGCUGGACACGGGCUCCGACGCUUCGCUUGUCUCCUCUUGGGUGGUUCAGGCCCUUCGUUUGCCACGGCGGGCGGUAAGAGUUGCCAUCUCCGGCGUCCAAGAAAACCAGAACGGGGUCUCUACAGGCGAGGUCUCCUUGGUAGUACGACCCCGCCAUCCGUCCGGCUUCCGUUUGCCGGUUCGGGCCUUGGUGUUGCGGAAACUAACGUCUUUGUUGCCAGCCCAUCGAGUCACCCCACAACCUUGGCCACACCUGAAGGGUCUUCCGUUAGCGGAUCCAGAAUAUGGCGUGCCGGCUCGCGUGGACCUCAUCCUGGGAGCAGAUGUCUGUGGAGCUCUCUUCGCGGACGGCACUCGAACGGGAUCACCAGGAACGCCCACGGCGAAGCUUACACCCUUCGGCUGGGUCCUUAUGGGAACCACAUCUUCCGCCACAGCUCAAGAGGAGGCGCAUACCUUCCACUGCCGAACCGAAGCUAACAUCGGUCCGCUGCUCCAGCGUUUCUGGGAGCUAGAGGAAGUCCACGACCGCCCCCCAAUGUCGGAAGAAGAGGAGAAGUGCGAACGGCACUUCAAGGGGACCCAUGCACGAAACAAAAAUGGACGCUAUGUGGUACGCCUACCUUUCGUACGGGAGCCUGCCGCUUCGCUGAAGCCUUCCAGGACAUCCGCGCUGAAGCUCCUGCUCAAUUGCGAACGCCGAUUAGCCUCGAACCACGCAUUAAAGGAUAAGUACGGCAAAUUCCUGGAAGAAUACCUGUCGCUGCAGCACAUGAAGGCAGUCCCGGAAACGGCCAAGGAGGAAUCGGCGUAUUAUCUCCCGCAUCAUGCGGUCGUCAAGCGGCACGACCCUACGGCAAAACUACGGGUCGUCUUCAAUGCCUCCUUCCGAACCGCUUCAGGAUACUCGCUUAAUGAUUGUUUGUCCGCAGGGCCGAAGCUCCAAGCAGACCUCUGGAUGGUCUUGACACGGUGGCGUAUCUUCAAGGUCGUUUUCACUACAGACGUGGUGAAAAUGUUCCGUCAGAUCCAGGUUCAUCCGGAGGACACGAAAUGGCAACGGAUUCUUUGGCGAACUGGUCCGGAUGAAAGAGUGCAGGACUUUCAACUCACCACCGUAACCUAUGGAACAGCCUGUGCGCCCUUCUUGGCCUUGAGGGUGCUCAACCAGCUGGCGGAGGAUGAAGGGGACCGGUUGCCACUGGGAGCGGCCGCCAUUCGCCGGCACACUUACGUCGACGAUAUCCUUGCUGGAGCAGACGACGUCGACGAAGCCCUGCAAGUAAAAGGCCAGGUCAUUCAGAUCUUCCAGGCUGGCGGAUUUAACCUGAGCAAGUGGGCGUCGAACGUACCAGAGUUAAGGGAGAACGGCGCCUCCGACCAGCACCUCUUCCAGGAAUGGCCAGGAAUCGCCACGUUAGGGGUCAACUGGGAUCCGACAACCGACUCCUUCUCGCUUCGGGUCGCGCCUCAGGCGGACUCCCCACCGGCAUCAACGAAGCGGUCCAUACUCUCCGAGGUCGCCAGCCUUUUCGACCCCUUGGGUUGGGUGGCCCCGGUGCUGGUCACCGCAAAAAUCCUGAUGCAGGAUCUCUGGAUCUUGGGCGCCGACUGGGAUCAAACUCUUCCUGAGGACAUCCAAACACGUUGGCAGACCUUCAGGCACUCACUGGACCAGCUGGAGGCUAUCACCAUACCACGCUGGAUCUUCACUUCUUCCAAAAGCCAACCAAACCUGGAGCUUCACGGCUUCUGUGAUGCCUCCCAACGGGCGUACGCAGCGGCGGUCUACCUGCGAGUUGAACACGAAGGCCAGGUCAGAACUUCGCUGGUGGUGGCCAAAACCAAGGUGGCCCCGGUCAAAACCGCAACCAUCCCGAGACUUGAGCUGUGUGGCGCCUCUUUGCUGUCCAAACUAAUGGUUCGGGUCAAGGAGGGACUCGACCUACCUGUCAGGAUGCAGGCGUGGACAGAUUCCAGCGUCUGCCUAUACUGGAUCCGAGGACACGCCUCACAGUGGAAGCCUUUCGUAGCCCAUCGGGUCUCCGACAUCCAGUCCGAGCUUCCACCCGACUUUUGGAGACACGUGGCAUCAUCGGACAACCCGGCAGAUCUGGCCACACGAGGGAUCUCUCCAGCUGACCUCUUGAGGGCCGAACUCUGGUGGCAAGGACCUUCCUGGCUCUCUAAAUCAUCCAACCAGUGGCCAGCCGAAUGCCUGAAAAAAAGCGAGACCACGGACUUGGAACAACGCAAGGUCACAGUACAUCUUGCCGUGGAGGACAACUCGGAUGAGCUCCUUACCAGGUAUUCCUCGCUCUCCCGGCUUCUAACGGUACUAGCCUACUGCUUUAGGUUCAGCAACCUCGCCCGGAAAAGACCGUGCGAAAGCGGCUUCAUCAAGGCGGAAGAACGCGCCUCCGCCCUCCGAGCCGCUCUUCGGGUCUCGCAGCAAGCCUACUUUGGGGAAGAACUAAGCCAUCUUCAGGGACAUAGAGAGCUGAAGAGGUCUUCGCCACUGGCAUCCCUAAGGCCCUUCCUAGAUGAACAAGGUCUACUCAGAGUGGGAGGACGACUGGCCAACGCUCUACUACCGUUUGACGAAAGGCAUCCUUACCUUGUAUCGAGGAAUUGCCCCCUGGCAACGCUAUUAGUAAGGGACGCCCACCUACGCACUCUCCAUGGCGGACCGCAGCUGACCAGAAGCCACAUGGUCCGUCAGUUUUGGAUCCUGCGUGGGAGAUCUCUGGUUCGGGCUGAAAUCAAAAAAUGCGUCAAAUGUGCUCGUUUCAGCGGACGGGCAGGCGGUCAACUCAUGGGCCAUCUUCCUAACACCCGCACAGCCCCACAACGAGCCUUCUUGACCACUGGAGUGGACUACGCCGGACCAGUCAAAAUACGUACCACAGCGGGGCGUGGUCACAAGUCCUAUAAGGGCUACGUCGCACUCUUCGUCUGCUUAAGCACCCGGGCACUCCACCUCGAAGCAGUCUCGGAUCUAACCUCGUCUGCUUUCCUUGCAGCUUUCAAGCGUUUUACCAGCCGACGAGGCCGUUGCGCUACCAUGCUCAGCGACAACGGCACGACCUUCCAGGGAGCCGACCGAGAACUUCGUUCGCUGUUUCAACAGGCCUCGAACUUCUACCAAGAAGCGGCCUCCCUGCUGGCCAAGGACGGGACCAGCUGGCGCUUUAUUCCGCCCUACGCACCGCACUUCGGGGGCCUGUGGGAAGCAGGCGUUAAAUCAGUAAAACACCACCUUCGAAGAAUAAUGGGGGACUCUACACUCACCUACGAGGAGCUCUCCACACUUCUUUGCCAAAUAGAGGCAUGCGUCAACUCAAGGCCUCUCUUCGCUCUUUCGGACGACCCCUCGGAAUUGGCUGCCCUGACGCCCGGCCAUUUUCUCAUCGGGGAAACGCCCAGCUCCGUUCCCGAACCUGAGGCUUCCAGCACAACGCACAACACUUCACUCAGCGGACGUUGGAGACAGCUAAACCUCAUGCGGGCACAAUUCUGGCACCGGUGGAGGCGCGAGUACCUUCAGCACCUCCAACGACUCCCGAAGUGGCGCCGACACCGACCAAAUCUCGAGGUGGGAAAUCUUGUCUUAAUCCGCGACGAACUAAUGCCCCCGGCAAAAUGGCCGUUGGGACGCGUUGAGGCCCUUCACCCAGGAAAAGAUGGGCAAGUAAGGGUGGUCACUAUACGCACGAAAGGAGGCACAGUACUUCGGCCAAUCGUAAAGAUUUGCCCCCUCCCGGUUCCGCCGUCCGACGCCACCUAA
Osmia bicornis bicornis is the source of this 4770-nucleotide messenger RNA. RefSeq lists its product as uncharacterized. The transcript has a single exon. Gene Ontology annotation, molecular function: aspartic-type endopeptidase activity; nucleic acid binding. The record is from RefSeq and is a predicted model, not a curated record. Bases 1 to 4770 code for a protein of 1589 amino acids. Gene Ontology annotation, biological process: proteolysis; DNA integration. NCBI's taxonomy places the organism in Eukaryota, Metazoa, Arthropoda, Insecta, Hymenoptera, Megachilidae.